CUGCUUGGUCUGUCUCCUCCUCCAGCCGCCGCCGCCGCCGCCUGCUUCGCCGCAGUCGAUUGUCGCUGUCAUCUCUACUGCUUCAGGAGACCACAGAGAAAUCCAGGGCAGUGUUAGCCAUUGCGAAAGGGAAAUGUUGGAGACCCGAAGCACAUGACUGAAUAGCAAAGCCUCAAAAUGCCAAGUCAAGAACUUCGAAUCGAAUGGCCUCCACCCUUAGAAGGCCAAACUGUAUCUCUAUGUUAUAUUCUUCACCCAAACCAAGCAGCCACAUUCAACAAAUACAUGCCCGGCUGAUCAUCAAUGGCCUCAAAUCUCCCCCUCUCGUGGCCAAAUUAAUUGAGCAUUAUUGUGGCUCAUCGAACCAACGCAUCGUCAAUAAUGCGCGUUCGGUAUUCCAGUACGCGGAUAAGCGAGACGUGUUUCUCUUCAAUACCUUGGUAAGAUGUUGUCAACCCAAGGACUCCAUCCUUGUUUUCCGAAGUGGGUUUGCAGGAGGAGACAUAGUUUUCGACGAUUACACUUAUAUUUUUAUCCUCGGAGCUUGUGCUCGCUUUCCUUCAGCUUCAACGUUAAUGCUAGGUACGCAACUUCAUGCCCGCAUCGUUAAACAUGGAGUGACGUCAAAUAUUAUGGUUCCCACUACAGGGAUACAUUUUUACGCUAACAACAAAGACAUCGCAUCAGCACGAAAGGUGUUCGAUGAAAUGUCAGAAAGAAGCAUUGUCACUUGGAAUGCAAUGAUAACUGGUUAUUGUUCCCAAAAGGAAGGAAGCAAACAACAUGCUCGCCGUGCAUUGCUUUUGUUUCAGGACAUGUUAGUGGAUAAGACGGGGGUUACACCCACGGAUACCACCAUGCUCUGUGUCAUCUCGGCAGCUUCUCAACUGGGCAUGCUAGAAACAGGGGCUUCCCUACACGGGUUUGCAGAGAAGACGGUGCGUGUGCCCGAAGAUGAUGUGUAUAUUGGCACUGCGCUUGUUGACAUGUACUCCAAAUGUGGAUGUCUUGAAAGCGCUUUGUUAGUUUUCAGACGGAUGAACAAGAAGAAUGUCUUGACUUGGACGGCGAUGAUUACUGGCCAAGCUAUCCACGGGAAAGGGGAACAAGCCUUGGCACUGUUACAUGAAAUGGGAGCUAACGGAAUGAAGCCAAAUGCAGCAACCUUUACGAGCUUGUUUUCUGCUUGUUGUCAUGCUGGGCUUGUUCAAGAAGGCCUUGGUUUGUUCCGUGGAAUGAACAAAAAGCUUGGGGUGACGCCAAAUAUGCAACAUUAUGGUUGCAUUGUCGACCUUCUUGGUCGAGCUGGACGAUUAAAAGAAGCUUAUGAUUUUAUCAUGGGGAUGCCAAUUCGUGCAGAUGCUGUGCUAUGGAGGAGUUUGCUUGGCGCGUGCAAGAUUCAUGGGGAAACAGCAAUGGGCGAGAAGGUAGGGAAACUUCUCCUGCAACUUCAAGAACAACGUUGUCGUGACGACUUGACUCCUAGGAGUCAGGACUAUGUAGCUCUGUCCAAUGUUUAUGCUUCUGCAGAAAGGUGGAAUGAAGUCGAAACAGUAAGAAAAGAGAUGAGGGUCAAGGGGAUUUUGAAUCAAGCUGGUUGUAGUAAAGUCCAAACUGUUAGUAAUACAUUUGUAGAAGAUUUUGAAUACUCAUCAUAAUGAACAUAACAUUUGUCCCA
Neltuma alba is the source of this 1678-nucleotide messenger RNA. RefSeq names its product pentatricopeptide repeat-containing protein At3g18970. Bases 204 to 1658 code for a protein of 484 amino acids. Gene Ontology annotation, molecular function: RNA binding; protein binding. The record is from RefSeq and is a predicted model, not a curated record. The transcript has a single exon. Gene Ontology annotation, biological process: RNA modification. NCBI's taxonomy places the organism in Eukaryota, Viridiplantae, Streptophyta, Magnoliopsida, Fabales, Fabaceae.